Molecule: messenger RNA, 267 nt
Organism: Adineta steineri
Lineage: Eukaryota; Metazoa; Rotifera; Eurotatoria; Adinetida; Adinetidae
Source: the annotation of a GenBank genome assembly
AUGGGAUUCUAUAAAAAAACAUUAGAAGAACAGAAAUACUCAAUAAUUCCCAGCCAAUUACUGAAACCAGAUGAGAUCUUUAUUCUAGUUGAAACUCUCUAUGAACUACCUAUUACUGGAAAACAGAUUAGACAACAAGUUGAUGGAAUAAGAAUCGGUCAGGCAAGGACGGGUGCUCAGCGUGAAACUUUUGUUGAGCUACCAGCAAAAGCUGCUUCAUCAAAAGUAAUGCUCGAAUUAAAAGAAAUCGUUUCUACACAAUCAUAA